AUGGUUUUUUCAUUUGGCAACGAGACACGUAUUCUCAUCUUGUUGGUGAUCGAUGUGGUAUUCUGCGUGCUGGAGCUAGUCAGUGGCUAUGCGGUCGGUUCUCUGGCAUUAGUCGCUGACAGCUUCCACAUGCUGAACGACAUCAUGUCCUUGAUUGUUGCGCUAUAUGCGGUCAGGCUUGUCAACAGAGCUGUAAAGCACCCCCUAUAUUCGUACGGCUGGCAACGCGCAGAGAUCCUCGGUGCUCUGUUCAACGGUGUCUUUUUGCUUGCGCUCUGCUUUAGCAUCUUUAUGACUGCACUUGAGCGUAUGAUCAACUUGCCAGACGUCUCAAACCCUCGUCUUAUUGUUAUUGUCGGAUCGUGUGGUCUUGCGUCCAACAUCUUUGGACUGAUGCUCUUCCAAGGCCACGCUCACGCUCACGGCGGUCAUAGUCACGACCACAGUCAUGCACAUGCACAUGCACAUGGCCAUGAACACGACCACGACCACGACAUUGAGCAUGAUGCUGCGGCACGCAAUGAUUUGCAAAUUGCCCAGCAAGAGGCUAUCGAAAACAGCGUGCGCGACAUUGUGGGCCAUCCUGCACGCGCGCGUGCAUUCGUUAUGGACAAGGCCGAAUCGCUUCGUAAUGCUUCGCGCGAAGAGACAGAGCCUCUUCUUCGUAAUCGUGGCGACGAGUACGGAUCCACUGGCGACGAUGCACACGAAGGACAAUACCGCGGCCACGACCACAGUCCCAGCCAAGGCACCGUUCAAGAAACCGAGGAGGCCGUCCGCCUUCACCGCCUUUCUGUGGGCUCGUCUGGCCACUUGCAUGAAAACAUGAACAUGACUGGCGUGUUUUUGCACGUUUUGGGCGAUGCGAUCGGCAACGUUGGUGUGAUUGCCACGGGCUUGUUUAUCUGGCACACGGACUACUGGUGGCGAUUUUACAUGGACCCGAUCAUCUCAAUCAUUAUUGCGUGUAUCAUUGCACACCAAGCGCUUCCGCUGGUUAAAUCCGCAUCGUUUAUUCUGCUUCAAGGCGUGCCGUCGUCUGUGUCUUUGGAGGGCGUGCGGGACUCUGUGCUCAAGGUAGACGGCGUGCUGAGUUUGCAUGAUCUACACGUCUGGCAGCUAAACGAAAACAAGAUUGUGGCUAGUCUGCAUGUGAUGGUGGAUUGCUCGAACGAACAAACUCCGCGGUACAUGGAGAUUGCAGGCCAUAUUCGUAAUGUGCUUCACCUUUGGGGUAUUCAUUCCUCCACGAUCCAGCCCGAGUUUGUCGCUGGUGGACUGAAAGAGGCUGCUCGACUCAGUGGUUUGUUUGUACAGGAGCAGCGUGAUGAACAUGGACGACUUUUGACGCCCGAAGGCAACUUAGUAGAGUCGGAGCUGCCAAAGCAGGACCCUGCAUGCUUGCUUGCAUGCAACGAAAACGAAUGCCAAGGAGCCAAGUGCUGCUCGAUUUCUCCUCCUGGCAAUCAAGACAGUCACAUGAUGACGUCGGAAAGUCUCAAGAAGGCUACCGAUGCAAAGCCCGUUGAUACAAAGCCUGUUGAUACAAAGCCUGCCGAUACAAAGCCUGUUGAUGCAAAGCCUGUUGAUGCAAAGCCUGUUGAUGCAAAGCCUGCCGACACAACGCCUGCCGAAACCGACACUAAGUCCUCGGGAGGCAAACCUUCUCACGCCCCCAGUAAAAAGAAUCAGAAAAAGAAAGGCAAGAAAGGCAAAUAA
Malassezia vespertilionis is the source of this 1719-nucleotide messenger RNA. RefSeq lists its product as uncharacterized. Bases 1 to 1719 code for a protein of 572 amino acids. Lineage: Eukaryota; Fungi; Basidiomycota; Malasseziomycetes; Malasseziales; Malasseziaceae. Gene Ontology annotation, biological process: intracellular zinc ion homeostasis; zinc ion transmembrane transport. Gene Ontology annotation, molecular function: zinc ion transmembrane transporter activity. The transcript is spliced from 3 exons. The record is from RefSeq and is a predicted model, not a curated record. Gene Ontology annotation, cellular component: membrane.